Messenger RNA from Moneuplotes crassus, 1446 nucleotides. NCBI's taxonomy places the organism in Eukaryota, Ciliophora, Spirotrichea, Euplotida, Euplotidae. The record is from the annotation of a GenBank genome assembly.
UUAUUUAAAAUUUUAAAUGGCCACAAGGUAUAGGGUGAAAACAUCCCCAGCCAAGCAGAGGAGGGAGGCAGAUCAGCUUGACAAAUACUUCAGAGAGAAUCCUCACCUAGCUCCAUUUAAGAGGGAAUCUGCAGCGAGUCAUGAAGAUAUGAGGUUUUAUCCUCUAAGAGAGCUAAAAUCAAGGAAUAGAAAAUAGGAAGAAUAAGGAAACCUCUAAAUGCAGAUUUGACUCACAGAAUGAGAGUUCUACAUCGCAUAAUAUAUCUAUUAGAGAUUGGAGACUAUCCAUACCAACUUUUCGAUUCAAUUCAAGGCCUGAGGAGAGUACAUCAAAUGAUGAACUCCCAGGUCCUGGAGGGUACUUCCAGAAUGAUCUCAGAAGCUCCCUUGGAGGUCCUAAAUAUAGCUUUACCAGACUAAAAAGGGACUUUGGCUCAAUAUUUGGAAACAGCACUAAUUUUAAUAAGCGAAAGAUUUCACUGCAAGACUCAAUAGUUGACUUGGAUAAGUACAAAAUUGAAGAAUUCAUAGACACAUCACACAUCAAGGAAAGGGAGUUUACCAAAUAAGAUUGAAGAUUCUCGUGAUUUUAUGACUCUAAAAUACGAGCCGACAACUCCAAGUUAUUCAUUUAAAAGGAUUAACCCUCUACUUGAGAUUACCAAGAAGAUCAAGGAAGACAAGAAUAUGAUCAGGAAUAAGCCUAAGAAGGUCAACAGGCUCAGCACCAAGUGCUACAGAGACUCGGAUUUCGAGCAGAACAACAAGCUAUUCAUAAAAAUUAGGAAUAUUGGACAACUCUGUGAGAAAUAAGGAUAUUUUCACUAAUUUCAUUGGUAUGGCACCUGAAAUUGAAGUCAGUGAGGAAGCAGCCCUUCCAAAAUAUAAGAUGAAAAACCGAGCCCAGUCUAACUAUUCAAAUAGGAUCGAUCAGCUAGAUCUUUCUGAAAAGGAAUCAAAAAUGAACUACAAACUCAAGGACUGGAAUAGUCAUGUCAAGGAAAUCAGGACGCGUCAAAUCAAAUAAAAAGGUUAACCAAAGUUUAAAGAAUUCCAACCACAUCAUGAAUAAUAUCAGAAGAGCUUCUACUGGAAAGGGAGGUCAGAAGGAGAAAUAAGACUAAGCAUUCUUUUAAUAUGAACUCUAAAAAUUCCAAAGUAAGAAAGAAGUUAUCUAUCACUAUCCAGCCUUCUUCAUACAUCCAUGAUGAGAAACUACAGACAGUGAAAGCCAAAGCUGAUAGGCUCUUUAAACAGAAACGUCAGUUUAAAAAAUCAAUUCUGAAGAAGAAAUUCUUCAGAAUUGGCUAUUGCACUGAUAUUGGUAUUAAAUGUCAGGCUAACAAGAUCUCUACUUAUUGGGAACGAGCAAAUGUCCUGUUUGCUUUUCUCCAUACUAUCGAAUCCCAGUACAAGCAAAAGAAGCAUGAUCUUAAUAAUAUAUAA